Messenger RNA from Phoenix dactylifera (date palm), 2323 nucleotides. RefSeq lists its product as uncharacterized. Lineage: Eukaryota; Viridiplantae; Streptophyta; Magnoliopsida; Arecales; Arecaceae. The record is from RefSeq and is a predicted model, not a curated record.
GAUAUUUGUUGCAACUACGAUGCUAUGCGUCUUUCAACAAAAGGGACACCUUUAUUUUUUUAUAUCUCCGAAAGGAAAUUAAAAGUUAACGUAUUUUAGAAUACGUCAAGGUCAAAAUAGCUUCUUUCAGGAGUAUUUAUGGGCUAUAAAAACUCGCGAGGGGAGCUGUUGUUCUCUUUACCGUGCUAAGCUCGGACCUUUUCCGAGUCAUUGUUUGAUUGGUGGGAAUGCUUUGGGUGGUGGCUUUGCACAUAGGAAAGAAUGUUGGAUUUUGAUGGGAAGUAGGGAUAUCUAAAAACGAAUCUGGCCCCUGGAUCGCUGGCUUUGGUUCUCUGGCUGCUUAGUGCUGACCAACCCAUUUUGGCAAUGAACUCCAGCAAAAUGUCUUCAAGGCAUAAGCGCUCCAAGAGUGAUUCUGAAAGGAGAGCUAGGGAAGAUAAAUUGGAUUCUUCACCUAAGGCCUUCCAAAAGGUUAAGCAGGAGAAGGGAAAUGGCAAGGGAGAUUUCAACAUGAAAAAGAAACCACUGCCUGAUGCUGAGAUCCAGCACUCUUUGAAACAAGAGAUUCUGCUACUUGAAAAACGGCUGCAGGAUCAGUUGAUGGUGCAUGGUGCUCUAGAAAAAGCAUUGGGAUUUAGGUGUUCAGCUCUUGAUUCUUCGAAUGAUAGUUUGAUGCCAAAGUCUGCCAAGGAACUGAUAAGGGAGAUUGCCGUGUUAGAGUUGGAAGUUACACAUUUAGAGCAGUAUCUGCUAUCACUCUAUCGAAAAGCUUUUGAUCAACAAAUAUCCAUGGUAUCUCCCCCUGCUGUUGGAGAGAGAGCAGAAAAGCUAUCGAGCACCCAACCAGGUCCAUCUCAAGAAGCUGCAAAGCAUGACAUGUCAUAUGGUAGAAGAAUUCCAGCAGUUCAAUCUAGUCGGAUACAGCUCCCUCGGAAAUGGGCUACCAACGCAGAGAAUGAAGCUUAUGAAGUCAAAUGCCACGAAAAACUAGCUGGUCCUGGUGUUCACCGGAGUCAUUCCUCGCUUUCACAACGUGCAGUUUGUUCAGCUAGGAUAUCACCUUCAGAAGAAAGUCUAGCUAGAGCUCUUCGCUCAUGCCACUCUCAACCUUUAUCUUUUCUAGAGGAAGAACAGAAUGCUACUUCAGGGGUGAUAAGCUUAGCAGAAUAUCUUGGUACCAAUAUCGCGGAUCAUGUUCCCGAGACUCCUAAUAAACUUUCUGAGGAUAUGGUUAGAUGCAUGAGUGCUAUAUACUGCAAACUCGCUGACCCUCCUUUAGUUCAUCAUGGACUCCCAUCUUCUCCUACUUCAUCCUUUUCAUCGAUGAGUGCAUUAUCUCCUCAGUAUUUGGGGGAAAUGUGGAGUCCUGGCUAUCAAAGAGAAUCUACUCUUGAUGCUCGUUUAAUAAAUCCUUUCCGAGUUGAAGGAUUAAAAGAGUUUAGUGGACCAUACAAUGCAAUGGUGGAGGUGCCCUUGAUAUGUAGGGAUCGUCGGAGGUUGAAAGACAUUGAAGACUUGCUACAAAAUUAUAAGUCUAUCAUUCGCCAGUUGGAAACAGUUGAUCCAAGGAAGAUGAAGAAUGAAGAAAAGCUUGCCUUCUGGAUCAACAUACAUAAUGCCUUAAUGAUGCAUGUGUAUUUAGAAUAUGGCAUUCCACAAAAUAAUGCAAAAAAGGCAUCACUGCUCAUCAAGGCUACGUGCGUAGUAGGUGGUCGCUCUGUAAGUGCAGCAACAAUACAGGGUUCAAUUCUAGGAUGCCGUACAAAUUGUCCCGGACAGUGGCUUUGGACAUUUUUUAAUCCAAGGAUGAAGUAUAAAGUUGGAGAUGAGUGGCGAGCCUAUGCAAUCGAGCAACCAGAACCUCUCCUACGCUUUGCACUUUGUUCAGGAAGUCAUUCUGAUCCUGCGGUCCGGAUAUAUACAUCCAAGAGAUUGUUCCAACAGCUAGAAGCUGCAAAAGAAGAAUUCAUUCGUGCAUCUGUUGCUAUUUGGAAGGAGCAGAAGAUCCUUCUGCCAAAGGUUAUUGAUGCAUAUGCAAAAGACACAAGAUUAAGUUCACAGGGUUUGGUAGACAUGAUUCAAUGCUAUCUUCCUGAGACUCUUAGGAUGGCCAUGCAGAGAUGCCUACAAGGAAGAGCAAACAAGGUCAUCGAGUGGAUACCCUACAAUUUCACAUUUCGGUAUCUGCUAUCAAGAGAGUUAGCUUUUCCUCAGAUUAACUGACCAAAUACAUCAUUAAGAGAGGGAGAAAACAAAAGGGCUGGGAGUUUGUGUAUUAGAAUGGUAUGAGUUGAUUGUUUAUUUUCUUCUCUUUUUUUUUGUU